AUGCAACGCGCGGAUAAGGUGCUGCAUGGGGUAGCAUCGCUGAACGCAGACAAUCUCCGUGCGUGUUCCUCGAAGGUUGACAAGGACCGCUUGCUCGCCGACUAUGUGCGGUCACAGAAGACGUUUGUAGCUGUUCAUGCCGCCCAGGGUCGCGCCGUCACUGCGGAGUGGGAGCAUCGCUUGGAAGAAGAAGCUUCUCCCGCUAUUUCUGCGUUGUCCGAGGCCCCUGCAGAACCGGACGCCCGAUCCCAAACGCCAGUGUUGAAACCCCGAGUUCCUGAACGAAAGCAGAAGGGCGAAAUUAACAAGCCUGCUGUCUCGUGCACCUCGAGAGCAAGAAAGAAUGCGAAAAGACUUGAGCACUGCAAUGCAGCUUCUGAUAAAGACUCCGACAAAGAAAAUCGCGCGACGAAAAUACGACAGCCCAUUGCACUCGCUUCAUUAUCCUCACCACCUCAGAAAAUACCUAGUUUGAAGAAGAAGAAAGAAUCCAAGCUUCACGAAGUAUCCAAGGCGCUAACGAAGAAGUCCACCAAGAAACGCCCGAGGAGUCCAGAGAGCGAGAAUGAUGAACAUGCUGCUCGACUUGCAGAGCGAAGGGAACGGCGACGAGUCAAGAAGGCCAUCGUAGAUCCGGAUAUCACCAUGAUUUGCACUAGUUCUGGCGAGGAACGGAAGCAAUCUGCACUCCGAGGGAAGAAGAGAAGCAAAGCCAAGAAUCCGAAGGGAGUCAGUAUGUCUGCGGGUCUCGCGUUGAUGCACGGGUUUUCGGCGACGAACAUAGGAAAGAACAGAUUGACGCACAAACUGGACUUUGUUACAGGUGUCUUCAACAAGGGAAAGGCUUCCGCUAAAGUGGCCGUCAAGAAACCCUCUGAACGUAAGAUAUCAGCCAGAAUCUUCUCUGAGAGUCAAUUCCUCAGCAAGACUAGACCUAUUGAUCAGGAUGCUGCAUUAGCAUCCAACGAAUCGUCAUCUCUCUCGGAUAGCGCGUCUGAACGUUCACUUGACGUGCGAACAAGUUCCGAACUGCCGAUCUUGGAGGCGGAUAACCCGAAGGGAAAGAAGAAGAUCUCAAGAAAAAAGAACCAUGUAGCGCGAGUAACAGAGAAGGUCUCCACAGGUAGCCUUCCUGUGAAGAGACGUAAGAGGGAAGACGCUUCGGUGAUCUGGGACAUCGAACUCGAUUCAAAAGCUCUAGCGUCUGCGUCUGCGUCUGCCUCGGAUACGUCUGCGAACCCAGGAGAUGCGUCGAUCACACUCAAUACUCGGGCUUCUAAGUGGGGAGAGGGUAAGGUAGCGAUUCCUACUCAUUCUCCAUCGCGUGGCUCUAUGGGCGGUGUCAAUGCAGUCGACGAAGAUUCCUCCCUUGUCGAAGAUCGGAAGGGCGGUUUCGGAAUUGGAAAGGACAGUUCCCUGGAUCUUGCCAACCCUGUUCUAGGCCGUUCCUCCCCUUCUCUGGGUCCAUCACAGUCCGCGUCUCAGCAUUGUCUGCGCGUUCCUCCCGCUGUGAGCCCGUUCAUUCCUGACACCGUCUCCAAGUUCUUUGCGCCUGCGCAUGACCGAAAAGGACUUGACGAAGUUCAUCGGGCCAGCCAUGAGAACACCGCUGCUCGGGUGGAGGAAUUUUUAUCUGAUGGCGAAGAACUCCCUGUCCUUACUGCUCCUCCGAUCGAGUCAUUGAAGACUUUGGAUCAUCCCAUGAAUGAUAUGCAGGCAAUGUCUCCCACUAGUAACGUUGACCGUCCAUCGCUUCCACAUCACAUUCUUUCUUCACCCGUCUCUGUGGACACUCUGGACCGUGCGUUGCAAACUCUGGAUGCCGAUCGUUUUCCUGUCUGCGCAGACUGGCCCGAGGCGAUGACUCCUCAACGAUACGGCGCACCUAGCUUCCGCAACGAUAUGACCCGAGUGGACUGCGACUCUGAGGAUCCCGGGGAUCACGCACACAGCGACCGCGAGUACGAAGGGCUUCAACGUAUCUUCGCACAAAUGACACCUGGUUCGUUUCACGGUGAUCAAAAUACGCAACUCUACUACUCUCCGAACUAUGGGCACUCGGCCGAGAUGCAUGUUAUUCACGACAGUCGUUACCAUCAAGCGUCCGCCUCAUGGCUGUCAGACGCUGCUGACUAUGACGACGACCUGGUAUCCGAGAUCGAGGAAGAUGUGUCCGCUUAUACCCAGCAUGGCUCAUACUCCCUGGCUUCUACCUGCGUUCCGAUUCCCGUGGACUGCGAAUUAGCACCCGAUCGAGCGAAUUACUCGGUUUCUGCGCCCUUUUCCCAGAUGGGCGACUUCGAUCCUGGCUUUGAUUCACGUUUCCCGCAUAGUUUCCAGGACGCAGCAGAAGAGAACGUCGCUCUAGAAACGCAGUCUUCGUGGUCGUCCUGUUACUCGGCAGUCGAACCGUCCGACGAGGUCGAUGGAAGUCUCCGCUCGACCGAGUCUGCCACGGUUGCUUUGCGGCAUUUCUCUCAGGGCCGCGCACUUCUCCUUGGGAUGGCCGAUGAAGGGAACGGCCGUGCUGUUGUGGCUGAGCAACGCACCGUCGGGUUUGACACGGCAGAGCAAGCUGUCGCGCGGAGCUUAAGGGGACAUUGGUUACCUCAGAGGCUGUAA
This is a messenger RNA of Sparassis crispa, 2622 nucleotides long. RefSeq lists its product as hypothetical. Lineage: Eukaryota; Fungi; Basidiomycota; Agaricomycetes; Polyporales; Sparassidaceae. The transcript is spliced from 4 exons. The coding region runs from base 1 to 2622 and encodes 873 amino acids. The record is from RefSeq and is a predicted model, not a curated record.